This is a messenger RNA of Scaptodrosophila lebanonensis, 4021 nucleotides long. RefSeq names its product transcription factor MafB (gene tj). The transcript has a single exon. The record is from RefSeq and is a predicted model, not a curated record. Gene Ontology annotation, cellular component: nucleus. The coding region runs from base 339 to 1778 and encodes 479 amino acids. NCBI's taxonomy places the organism in Eukaryota, Metazoa, Arthropoda, Insecta, Diptera, Drosophilidae. Gene Ontology annotation, molecular function: DNA-binding transcription factor activity, RNA polymerase II-specific; RNA polymerase II cis-regulatory region sequence-specific DNA binding. Gene Ontology annotation, biological process: regulation of transcription by RNA polymerase II.
GGACGCACACGCAACGCGAAGCUGCACGCGGGCGCGCCAAACGCAGCGACACAUUUUGAGAAAAUCGAAUAAAAUAAAAAUUUAAAUUAAACAAAAAAAUUCUAUAGAAAACCAAAAGCCCAAAAAACAAAAGCGCUUCGAAAGCAGAGAAAAGUGAGAAAUUUGCAAUAAAGCUAAAGAGAGUGAAAAGUGGUAAAUAAGAAGAAGAAUUGCUGCAUCUUUGAAAUCAUUGUCUAGUGCUAGUGAGUGAGAUUUUUCCAAAUCUGAAAACCCCCACACGGAAAAAAAACAAAAGUUGUUUACCCGCAUUGGAUGUGAAAAAAUUGCACGCUUCUCAAAUGAAAAUGGAAGAUCCUAAUCUGGCCGACACGUAUGUGCAGGAAUUUGUACUUGAACAUUUAGAAGAUGGGGUAACCCCAGCGGGCACUAUCGGUGUUAAACGCGAGGAUCACAGUCCGCCACAGCCGGCUAGUACGUCCGGCAAAUGGACAACAGUCCACGGCGAACCAGCCGGUACUGGUGAUGACGGCGAUGGCGAAACCAUGCCCUUGCCAUUGCCACUGCCACUGCCGGAUGUGGGCGCCGAUGCCUCGCCUCUGAUCAAAAUGCGCGCGUUUUCCGGUCAGUGGCACAUCGAUGAUCGACGACUGCAACCGUUGUCGCCUCCACCAGAGCUGUAUACGAAUGGACCCAUGGCCGGACAGGCCAUAUUGGUCAACACAUCGGCGGCUGCAGCCGCCGCCGCUGCUGCCGCCAUGCCGGGCGGUGUGCCUUCCACCCCGCCGGAGACGCCACCUGUAGUGGGCUCACCCACGGGCAGCAGCAGCUGUCCAGCGCAGACAUAUGCCCAUCACUAUCAUGCACGUGCGCCGACAUCCUCAACGGUGGUGGCGUCCGCCAGCCAAGGACUGGCGCAGGAGAUGUGUUGGCUGCCAAACUCUAUGCGAGAGCCACAGCCAUUGGACUUGCGUCCGCUGGCCUGUCCCGGUUCGCAGGAGGAGGCGGACGAAUGGGAACGUCAGCGCGAAUAUGCCAUGCAUCCAUCGGCAGCAGCAGCCGCCGCCGCAGCUGCACACCACCAUCAUCAUGGCCAUGCGCUGAUCCAACACCAACACCACCAUCAUCAUGCUGCACAAUUCCAGAUGGCGCAGGCACAGCAUCAUCAUCACUUCCAUACGCUGGAGCACGCGCUGACGCCACUAAACAUGCACACGGCCCACUAUAUCAAUGGCCCGGCCACGCCCACACCCACACAGCUGGGGGCCGGGGGUAACAGCGGCAGUGCCGGCAGCAACAGCAGCGCGGCCUCCAACAGCUUGGCCAAUGCCGCCUCCACAGCCGACGGCAAUGUGCCGCCCAUGUCCUGCCGACCCAUGUCCGUUUGCUCCACACGCUCCUCCACCAACUCGCCACGCACCUGUUCCGGCGCCUACAGCACCGCCACACUGGAGGACUGUAUCAACGAUGACAUGCUGACCUCCUUGACGGUCCGCGAGCUGAACAAACGCCUCCAUGGCUGUCCCAGGGACGAGGUAGUGCGACUGAAGCAAAAGCGGCGCACGCUCAAGAAUCGCGGCUAUGCGCAAAAUUGUCGUUCCAAGCGUCUGCAUCAGCGCCACGAACUGGAGAAGGCAAAUCGCCAGCUCAACCAGGACUUGCAUCGCCUCAAGCUCGAGUACUCGCGGGUGUGCCAGGAGCGGGAUGCGCUCGUUCAACGACUACGUGGCGGUGCAGGCGCCACUGCCGACAGCCAAAGCUCUCCGGAAUUCUACCUCUGACGCCAACUGGCGGCAGCUUCACGUGAGAGCGGUCCAGCUGGCCACCAGCAACAGCAACAACCGCAACAUCAGCAGCAGCCACAAUCGCAGUCGCAUCUGCAGCAUCAACAUCGUUCCUCGCAUCAGCAAUGGCCGCCAGCCCGCUAUCCGCAUCUGCAACAGCAGCAUUCGCAUCAACCUCAGCAGACGCAGCAGCAGACCCAACAAGUGGCCAAUUGAGCUGAAACCACAAUUCGUCUAAUGUCUAUUGUAAACUAAGCUAAAGCGAGCUAAGCCCAUUCUUCUACAAGUACUUCUUCUUCUUCUUCAAGGUAUUUCUCGAUUUAUCGUUUAACAUUAUUUUUCACUUUGAGCGACGUUUAUGCGAAGGUCUUAAAGCUUUUCUUAGUGCUCAGAACUUUAUAUUGAUGUGGGGUGAGGUAUAGAGCAACGAUUUUUAAAGAGAGCUAAAAUUAACAAUAUUUGGUCCAAGCGCUGUACCGACACCGACAAAUCUUAAUCCACGGUACACAGGCAAAUAAUUUGCACACGCUUUCCACCAAUUUUACGAGAAAUAUUAUAAAUGAAUUUUGAAUAGGUCUUCUAAGUAGAACAAUAUAACAUUAACACUUUGGCAUAAUUAUACAAUUCAACUAAUUUGUGUGCAAAAGAUUUGCCUCUCUGACCACAGAUUUAAAAAUUUAUUUGCAGUUAUGUUGAUAAUAAAAUAUGUACAGCGCGAUAAACAAAAGACGAAAAUAGUGCUUCUUUAUAACUGUAGAAAGAGUCCAUCUUCAACUGGACUAGCUAUUAAUUUCUUUCUGAAAGCGAUAAAAAAUAUUUUUUCUUGCCUUUACGUUGAGUGACGUUUCUCGGCAAUACCUUCUAAAAGCAGAAGAAUUUUUGUAUACCUUGUAAAAGCGACAGAACCGUAAUCAGCAAGUAUAACACUAAAAGCACUUAGGAAUGAACCCUUUCCAUUGAAAACUUUGUGGAAGCAACUGUUCCACAAAUAUGUAUUUCUUAAAACCUCUGGUUCAUAUAAGUAAUUCUGCAAUAUUUUCAAAAUCGGAAAUCGGUCACUUAUAAUGUUAUCUAUUUAAAUGAUGUAGUUGAAAACUUUUUAAUUUUUAUAUUUUUGGAACCUCUCGUCGCAUAAACGUUGCAUUUCAUUAAUUUACUUUUCGCUUCAAUUGUGACAAUAAAUUUUAAACUAACUUUAAGUUUUUGUUAAGUGCAUAAACAAAUACACACACACAUACAUACAUUUGCUAACAGGAGUUGUGUGAGUUCGUUUGCAAACAAUUUAAAGAUACUACAAACAGUUCUUCCAGCGAUGUUUUGGACUCAAAUUUUGGGAAUAUAAUGUAAAGAAAACAAUUAAAUCGAAUGGCACACAACUCUAAGGCAUACAUUAAACAAAUAUCAGCGUUAAGAAACGAUCCCCGAUCUGUAUUAUAAAACACAGCAGCUGCAGUGAAACUGAUAGAAAAGGAGCGAGAGAGAGAAUGUGUGUGUAAGGGAGAGAGAGAGGUGGCAGCUGACGUAUCUACGUUUAGAAACAUUUGAACCGCCGCUGAUAAUCAAAAUUUGAAAAUCAUUCGCACACCUAACGAGACGCCAAAUUGAUUUUGAAAAAACUGCAAUUUCCAUACAGAAGAUUUCAAAUACACACACACAUAUAUAGUAAAUAUAUAUAUAAAAUAAAAUAUGAAAUACUUGCAGCUUCUGAUUAAUAAUGCUGCUCGUUUGAGUACAUUGUGUUACAAAUUACAAGUUAGAAACACACGCUUAUUUGUUGAUUAGUUCUAGCCUUAGUUUUCUAGUAUUAAGCAAAGCAAAAUAUCGUAGUUGCGUAUGCAUAUAGUUCGUAUAUAUAGGAAUAUAUAUAACAAUACAAGUAGUGGCAAACGUUUUCAAUUCAACCCCGAUUGCUUUUCUUAUCAUUUCACAACAACUACCUAGCCCGGGCAAUAAACACAAAUUAAAAGGUUGUAUUAUGUUUAAAAUGAAAGGCACUUUAACAGAUUGUAUAAAAAUAAAAACUCAACUCUCCUACUACAUGUGUACGUUAAACAAACUCAAUAAGCAAAUGCCUAACAGUAAAUGUGUAAAUAUACUGCAAAUUGUUAAUAUUUAAGCAAAAUGGAAAACAAACAUAAUGCAACAAUGUCUUUCUCAAUGAACAAAACAUUAUGAAACUGAACAAGAAUUGUGAGUAGACUUUAAGUGUGCAUAAAAUGAGCUAUAAUUAAAGAAAAUCA